Molecule: messenger RNA, 1429 nt
Organism: Marchantia polymorpha subsp. ruderalis
Lineage: Eukaryota; Viridiplantae; Streptophyta; Marchantiopsida; Marchantiales; Marchantiaceae
Source: the annotation of a GenBank genome assembly
CGUGAUCGGACAUCUUCACAUGCUGGGCUCAGCUCCACAUCAGUCCCUUAUGGCAAUGUCGGAGAAGUACGGAAAAAUCAUGAGACUGAGGAUGGGCGUUUUCCCCACGGUUGUGGUUUCCUCGCCGGAUUUGGCCAGGGAGGUUCUCAAGGUCCAGGACCAGCAUCUAGCUUCUCGUCCUCAUUUCGAGUCGGGCAAAAUAUUAGCCUACGACAACCAGUCCACGUCUCUCACUCCCAACAACGAUAAGUGGCGAUUUAUGCGUAAGGUCAUCACCACCGAGCUCGUUUCCGCCAAGCGAAUCGAGCAAUCUAAGAGCAUUAGGAGGGAGGAGUUAUUGAACACUAUCGAGGAUAUUUUGUCCGACGGGCACAAAGGAGAGCUCGUAGAUUUUGAUGCGAAAUUAACAGCGCUAGUCUUGAACCAAACCACUAGAUUCAAUUUCAGGAGAAGGUACUAUGGUACCAAGCGUAAGGACAUAGCCGAAGGAGCCGAAGCUUUCCAAGCUUUGGUGAAGGAGAUCGGUGGAACAAGUUUCUUCUUUCCUGGAGAAUUCUUCCCCUUCUUGAUGUUUCUCGAUCUGGGCGGGGUUGAAGCUCGUAUGCGCAAGUUGGCCCACACAGCAGAUCAAUUCUACAGCAGCAUCUUAGCGAGCCAUCGGAACAAGGAUGGUAGUUACAUAUACAAAGAAACAUUGGAUCAGGAUUUCGUGGAUGUGCUGUUGGCAUGUCAGAGGGAGAAUAAUAGUGACAUUUCCGACGAGAUGAUCAAGGCUGCUAUUCAGGACGUCAUCAUAGCCUCGUCCAGCACCAGCUCAGCGACGAUGUUGUGGACGCUAGCCGAGCUCAUGCGUCACCCAGAUAUGCUACGAAGAGUUCAGAAGGAGCUCGAUACUGUGGUGGGCAAGAACAGGCUUGCAGAAGAAUCAGAUCUAGUGAACCUCGAAUACCUCCGAGCCGUGAUUAAAGAAACCUUCCGUCUGCAUCCCGUGCUCCCUCUGCUGCUCCCUCAUCAAUCGGAUGUGGACGUCCAAAUCGGUGGCUAUGACAUCCCAGCGAAGACGAGGGUCAUGGUCAACACGUACGCGAUCGGACGAGACCCUCAAGUGUGGGAGGAUCCGCUGGAGUUCAAUCCGGAUAGGUUUCUCAACAGCCCGAUCGACGUCAAAGGUCAGAACUUUGAGCUUCUGCCCUUCGGCGCAGGUCGAAGAAUGUGUGUAGGAUACAAUCUGGGACUGAUGACAGUAGAAAACGGCUUGGCUCAGCUGCUUCACACUUGUGACUUGAACCUUCCCGAAGGCAUGAGUCCCAAAGAUGUGAGCAUGGUGGAAGUGUCGGGGGCGUCGGUCACCCGAUCGGAAGUUCUGCAGCUCCGAGUGACUCCACGUCUGCCUGCUCAUGUUUACACUCAAGCGGGCAUGAGCAUUUAG